AUGCCUAUUAUUGUUGAUAAUGAAAUCACUCGUCGUACUAAAACAACUCGUGCCCAACGUGAAAUCUUUCGCACUGAACAAAUGCGUCCAGAGGAUACACGGUUCGUCUAUUCAGAUGGUGAACUGUGCCAAAUUUACGAUAGAAGCAUUAUCCAUAAUCUAAAAACGGUUGACGUCACCAUUCAUUCCACUCCGCUUACAGAAGCAAUGAGACGAAUGAAAAAGGCUAUGAAUCAGUGUAGCCGCAUGAUGGACGAUAAACUCUGUGAGUUUACGGUCUACAUAAUCGACGAUAGCAAUCAUGUGCUUCAUGCGAAAUUUCACCGAUCAAUUAUCGAUAUCCGAUGUUGGGCCAAUCUUGAAUCUCUGCUGAUUGCCGCCUAUAAUGAUUUAAAGCAAGGCCAUGAAACUGGAGUUGAACCUAAGUGGCAUUUUGACGCGCACGCACGUGCCGACACCAUGUACCAAGUUUCGGAUGAGUACGAAGAAGACAAGAAAUUCUGGCAGGCUUAUGUUCAGCCAUUGAAGCGCUUUGCUUACACACAACGAAGUAAUAUUUCUAUUGGAAAGAAAACAACUAAUCGCAUCGCAAUAACAUUAAGCAGCAACGAUCGACAAAAACUGCAACAGGCAGCAGCAGAAAUGAAUAUUUCAGAAUCCCAUCUUUACAUAGGCAUUUCAGCACUUUUGCUUCGAAACCUUAUCGACCGUGAAUAUCUUAGUCUCAGUCUGCCAGUGCAUGGAACGUAUUUGAAUCAUGAGCUUGGCAUGACAUCCAACGUCUUGCCAUUGCUGUUGCAUCUCCCUGAAGAUGCUAAGAUACACGAAGUCUUACUUCAAAUCACCAAGGAAACUAAAUCAAUCCUCAAGCAUCAACGCUACCGAAUUGAAGACAUCCUGCAGCUCGCUAACUAUAGCGCAAAUGACAGCUUCGGUCCUCACGUAAAUAUAAUGCUCUACGAUCAUGAGGACGUCAAAAGUAUUUCGUCACGUUUGCUAGUUUUACUUGGAUCUGCUCACAACGCUGAUCAAGCAAAAAUGUCAGUGGCAAAAAUGAAUUUAUUGCCAGAGGUUGAACGCAAUCUACUACUCUAUACAUGGAAUCAGACGACGGUUGCAUAUUCACCUACCUGCUGUCUUCACCAAUUAUUUGAGCAACAGGUGGAACGCGAUAGUCAGGCAACUGCUUUGAAGUAUAAGGGAGAGACUCUGAGCUAUGCAGAACUGAACGCCCAAGCCAAUAAGCUGGCACAUUACUUGAUUGCAAAAGGCAUCAAACCUGAUGAUCGUGUCGCACUUUGCGUUGAGCGAAGCAUAGCUAUGCUCGUAGCAAUGCUGGGUAUUCUAAAGGCCGGCGGCGCCUAUGUACCACUCGAUCCGGUCUAUUCGAGCCAAAGACUGACCAAUAUUCUGCAGGAUGCCGAUCCAAUAUUCCUAUUGGCAGAUACUACUGGCCAUAGAGCACUAGGAGACUAUCAAGUAACAGUGGUUGACUUAGACAAAUCGUUGCCUGUUGAUUUAUCAAUCAAAAAUCCAGACGCAACCAUCCUCGGAAUUACUCCAACUCAUCUGGCCUAUGUAAUUUACACUUCUGGUUCAACAGGAACACCCAAAGGUGUAAUGGUUGAACAUCAACAGGCAGCACUAUUACUCCAGUCUGUAUACGAUAAAUUUGAUUUUAACAAGCAGGAUAGAUGGUGUUUAUUCCAUUCGUUUUCUUUCGACUUUUCCGUAUGGGAGAUAUGGGGCGCAUUAUGCUAUGGAAGUGAACUCUCAAUAGCAUCAUACGAUACCGCGCGUUCGACAGACAAAUUUUAUAAUUGGAUUUGUACCAAUGGUAUCAGUGUACUAAAUCAAACUCCAUCGGCAUUUAGAAUGUUUAUGCGGGCAAAAAAUAUCAGUCCGCGAUCCGAUAAAUUGCGAUAUAUUCUCUUUGGUGGUGAAGCACUAGAUCCAGUGAUGAUUAGGAAGUGGUACGAUGAGUUUUCUGAAAGUCAAACAGUAUUUGUCAAUAUGUAUGGCCCUACCGAAACAGUUGUUUUCGCAACGAGUUGGAUUUGUGAAAAUACAAUAUCUGAAAACUCAUUGGUGCCAAUCGGUCGUCCACUGCCCAACAAGCGAAUUUACCUCCUGGAUACACAUAGCGAGCCAGUUCCUCUAGGAGCCGAAGGAGAGUUAUAUAUUGGUGGUGCUGGUAUAGCACGUGGCUACCUAAACCGUCCUGCACUCAACGUGGAACGAUUUCUACCCGAUCCAUUCAGCAACAAUCCAGCAGCACGCAUGUAUCGUACUGGUGAUCUAGCACGGUAUUUGUCUGAUGGUAAUUUGGUAUAUCUGGGACGCAACGAUCAACAAGUUAAAAUACGUGGCUUUCGAAUUGAGCUUGGUGAAAUUGAAGCCCACCUAGUCGCACAUCCUCAGGUGUGCGAGGCGAUU
Molecule: messenger RNA, 2436 nt
Organism: Sitodiplosis mosellana (orange wheat blossom midge)
Lineage: Eukaryota; Metazoa; Arthropoda; Insecta; Diptera; Cecidomyiidae
Exons: 3
Biological process (GO): secondary metabolite biosynthetic process; amino acid activation for nonribosomal peptide biosynthetic process
Cellular component (GO): cytoplasm; cytosol
Molecular function (GO): catalytic activity; phosphopantetheine binding
Source: RefSeq, a predicted model, not a curated record